UAUCUUAUCUCCGCUUUCGUAACCAUUCGCAAUUUCUUAAAAAAAACAUAGGAGAUUAGCGUUUCCUGCUGGGAAGGAAGAAAUCAAGAAAUGGCGGAAGGCGUCCUGUUCGAUUUGGCUGGAGAACUCUUGGGGGGUCUGGCAUCGUUGGCUUGCCAAGAACUUGGUUUGGCUUGGGGAGUCAAAGCAGAAAUCAGCAAGCUCAACAACACUGUUUCCUUGAUCAAAGGUGUGCUUCGUGAUGCGGAGGAGCAACAAAGAAACAACCAUGGAGUGACGGUCUGGCUCGGACAGCUCAAAGAUGUGGUUUACGAUGUGGAUGACUUGCUCGACGAUUUUUCCACUGAAGCUUUGCGGCGAAAGAUAAUGCGCGGGAAUGAAAUGGUGAAAGAGGUACGCAUUUUCUUCUCCAAAUCAAACCAGCUUGCAUAUCGUCUCAAGAUGGGUCAUAGAGUUAAAGACAUUAGAGAGAGGCUAGAUAAUGUUGCAGCUGAUAAGGACAAAUUUGUCUUGAUUAACCGCCCGGUAGAGUCACUACUGGUUGGACUUAAGGAGAGGGAUCAAACUCAUUCCUCUGUGCGUGAAAAAGAAAUAAUUGGAAGAGACGAUGAUAAAAAGAAAAUUGUAAAACUGCUGCUACAAUCCGAACUUGAAGAAAAUGUUUCAAUUGUUCCCAUAAUAGGGAUUGGAGGAUUAGGAAAGACCACAUUAGCUAAAAUGGUGUUCAACGACGAAAACGUCGGGAAACAUUUCCAGCUAAAAAUGUGGGUUUGUGUCUCAGAGAAGUUUGAGAUAAAAGUCAUUGUGGAAAAAAUCAUUGAGGCUGCAACUAAAAAAAAACCUGUAAGGGACCUCCAGAUGGAAACACUGCAAGAUAUUCUUCGAGAAAACAUUAAUGGAAAGAAGUACUUGCUAGUCCUUGAUGAUGUAUGGAAUGAGGACCGUGAAAAGUGGCUCGAUUUGAGAAAUUUGCUAUUAGAUGGUGCAAGGGGAAGCUGGAUUGUUAUCACUACUCGUAAUAGGGGGGUUGCAGAAAUCACAGGUACAGUUUCGCCACAUGAGCUUGAAGGAUUGUCAAAAGGCCAAUCAUGGUCACUGCUAAAGCAAAUGGCAUUUAAAGAACAAAGCCACGAAUCCAAUAGUUCACACUUUGAAGCAAUUGGGAUGGAGAUUGUAGAGAAGUGUAAAGGGGUCCCUCUUGCCUUAAGGGCGAUAGGAAGUGUACUAUUUAAAAGAACAGAAGCGGAAUGGUUAAAGGUGAAGAAUAAUAUUGUUAGGUAUAUAACUCGAACAGAAAGUAGCAUUAUGCCAAUUUUAAAGUUGAGUUAUGAUCAUCUUCCACCGCAUUUGAGGCAAUGUUUUGCUUAUUGCUCUUUAAUUCCGAAGGACAUGGUGGUUGAGGUGAAAUUUUGGAUCUUACUUUGGAUGCACCAAGGGUUUCUCCAGCCACAAAGCGGAGACGAAGAUCUAGAAGAUGUUGGGCUUGAGUAUUUCAUGAAUUUACUUUGGAGAUCUUUUUUUGAAGUUGCAGAAGAAGAUGAUUCAGGAAAUGUGGAGAGUUUCACAAUGCAUGAUCUAAUGCAUGAUCUUGCAUGCUUUGUUGCUGGGACUGAGUGCUGCAUUGCAGGUCUAGAAGCAGAAAAUGUAGAUGAAAGAACUCGCCAUGUGAUUUUUGAAGAUAAGGCAGAUGCUUCUUGGAAAAUUCCAAGCACUUUGCUUAAAGCAAAUAGACUAAGGACAAUAUCUCUCCCGGAAGGCAGCUUGAAUCAAUCCAAUUGCAAUGCACUGAUUUCUAAUUUUAGGUACCUACGCUUUUUGAAUUUGAGUGACCCAGGUAUUGAGAGGUUACCGCAUUCCAUAGGCAAAUUGAAACAUUUAAGGGGUCUUUAUCUUACUGGAAAUGAAAAUAUUAAAAAACUGCCUAGUUCGUUGUGUAGGCUACAGAAUUUGCAAACAUUACGUCUUUCUGGUUGCUCCAAUCUUGCAAAAUUGCCGAGGAAAACAAGAAGGUUAGUUAGCCUCAGAUAUCUAUCUAUUGAUGGUUGUGAUAGUUUGGCUUACAUGCCACGUGGACUGGGCCAACUAACUUGUCUACGAACGUUAAAUGAGUUUAUUGUGGGAAAGAGAGGCAAGGGUGUUGGUGAGUUAAGGGAAUUGAAUGGACUGAAAAACCUCGAAGGAAAAAUACGUAUUUCUUCUUUAAAAAAUGCUAUUCCAGAGCCUGGACCUUCUCACUUGAAAGAAAAAUUGAAUUUGAAACACUUGAAAUUGAGCUGGAGUGAUGAGGAGGAGGAUGCAAGUAAUGAGAAGUCUGAAUUGGUUUUUGAACGCCUCCAACCACACCCAAAUCUUAAGAAGCUUCGGGUGAACGGGUAUCCAGGAAGCAAGAUUUCAAGCUGGCUGUCUUCCAUCACCAAUUUAACUCAACUAAUUUUAGAAGAUUGUGUUGAAUGCAAGCAUCUGCCACCAUUGCAUCAGCUCUCUUCCCUCAAAAUUCUUAAGCUUUUAGAAUUAAAAGCUUUGGAGAAUGUGUCAGAGAUUGAAAUGCAAAAGGAGUUGUCUUCUUCAAAAUCAACAAAAUUUUUUCCAUCCUUAGAGAAACUCCAACUAGAAUAUUGUCCAAAUCUUAAGGGAUGGUGGAGGGGUAAUGAUGAUGAAGCUUCAAAUGCACAGCUGCCUUGCUUUCCUUGCCUUUCAGAUUUGGCAAUACGACGGUGCCCUAAUCUAACCUCUAUGCCGCUGUUUCCUUCUGUUCGGGAGCUGCGUUUGAAAGAAACCAGCUGGAAGCAACUCCAAGAGACAAUGAAAUUGAAGAUGACAACAUCAGAAGAACCAUCAUCUUCUUCGUCUUCUUCACUUUUCCCUCCUUUCUCCAAAUUGACAGAAUUGAGGCUUGAAGAGAUGGAAGAUCUGGAUUCUCUGCCAGAGGAGUUCCUGCAAAACCUAACUUCUCUUCGAUUUCUGAGCAUUAGAAAUUGCAGUAACUUGACAUCAAUGCCAAAGGGGAUGCGCUUUCUCACCUCUUUACAACGAUUGCAGAUUGACGAUUGUCCCCAGCUAUGGGAAAGAUGCCAAAGGGAUAUUGGUGUGGACUGGCCAAAUAUUGCUCACAUUGGAGAUAUUUGGAUUGGUUGGCAUGUGAUUUGA
Durio zibethinus is the source of this 3147-nucleotide messenger RNA. The record is from RefSeq and is a predicted model, not a curated record. NCBI's taxonomy places the organism in Eukaryota, Viridiplantae, Streptophyta, Magnoliopsida, Malvales, Malvaceae.